CCGGUUCAGGAUUCCGAGCCUAGACCUGAUGAAGUUAUGCUUUCGCAAGCUGAGUCUCUGCGUUUGGGAGGUUCACAAAAUCUCCGUUCAUUCAUAACUCCCUCCAAGUUACUAGCUGCCGGGAUUGGUGUGAUUCCUUCCACUGUCGUUCGGCGUUCUGCUCCUACUUCUACACCGGCCCCCUCGGGGAAAGGCAAGGAGAAAAUGACGCCCGUGGAUUCAAAUGAUGCCGACCGGGUACGUAAGAAGCGUCGGGUAGAUGACGCCAUCCAACUCAUCCCGAUCGAUCAUGUGGUGGAUCUGACUGGCCCGGAGACUGAGCCAAAAAUAUAUGUGCCUGCCAAAACAAAAACUCCAGUUCUUUCUGACGUGCCGGCCGACGAUCGGAUGUUCGUUGAGUUUUCAAACAUGGGGCCUAGAGCAGAAGGAAGGUACAUGUUUCCAUCAUCCAUGUGGUGCAGUACUUCCCUGAAGGUUCCCCCUAGCUCCACAAAUCUAACUCACUGGUCUGAUCUACUUGAGGCAGGUCAUCAAGAGGCACUCAAGGCCGGUGUAUAUUAUCACAAGGCUUUCCUGGCGGCCGAAAAGGAAAUGAAACUCCUGGCCAGCGAUCGGGACGAUAGCCAGGUCCUCCUUUUCGCUGCUCGGAAAUUAGCUGCAGAUUUACAAGAACGCGCCAAUGAAGGCGAGAAGGCGAA
Cuscuta europaea is the source of this 698-nucleotide messenger RNA. The record is from the annotation of a GenBank genome assembly. Lineage: Eukaryota; Viridiplantae; Streptophyta; Magnoliopsida; Solanales; Convolvulaceae.